CUAUGUAAUGAAAACAAAAAACUUCAUUCAAAUCGAGAAGAAUGGAGAUUUCCUUGCAGCUGAGUAAUAGUACAAGGAUGAAGAAACCAAGUGUUAUUCCGAGGUUUCUCAGCCGGAGAGAUGGUCGUCAGGUGAAGAUCAUAUUGGCUUGUCGUCAUACUAAGAUUAAUGCCAUGAAAGACAACUUUUACGAGGUUCUUUCGUUGCGGUCCGAGAAUGCUGGGGUUGAGGAGAUAAAGAGAGCUUACAGAUGCAUGGCUCUUCAGUGGCACCCGGACGUCUGCCACCACUCCGACAAGGAGGAAUCUACGCGGCGAUUCGUCCAACUAAGAGAGGCGUACGAGACUCUAUCGGAUCCGGUUUCGCGUGAAAUUUAUGAUCAUGAAUUAGGGCUGAUCACCUCUUUCGACGGUGAUGAGUUUGCAGUGAGGCGGUCGCGGCCGCCGCCGUGCAUGGAGAACAGGCGGAGAUCUGUUUUUGCUAGGGAGGUGUGGGAAAGACAGCUUAGUGGAUUGAAAGCAAGAUCUCGCCGGAGAAUGGAGAAUAGGAACAGCUACUAGAUCAAGAUUUCACUAACCCAUUUUCUUUCAAUUAUUUCAUUCUUUCUCUAUUAUUCAUUAGAAGGUGCACUAUGUAUUUGUUAGCGCUUUUUCAUUCAAUUAUUUCAUUCUUUCUCUAUUAUAUAUUAUAUUCAUUGGAAGGUAUGCUCC
Ipomoea nil (Japanese morning glory) is the source of this 710-nucleotide messenger RNA. Its product is annotated as chaperone protein dnaJ 20, chloroplastic-like. Lineage: Eukaryota; Viridiplantae; Streptophyta; Magnoliopsida; Solanales; Convolvulaceae. The transcript has a single exon. Gene Ontology annotation, cellular component: chloroplast. Bases 42 to 560 code for a protein of 172 amino acids. The record is from RefSeq and is a predicted model, not a curated record.